AGUGUGAAUGGCAGUGAGCCAGUUUACAUUGUACGGAGUGUUGAAGGGUAACAAGCCAGACUUCCACGUGGCGAUGCCGCCCCAGAAUGCAAAGCCCUUUUAUGCUUCUUUGGUGGAUAGCUUCAGAAAAUCUUACAAACCAGAUGUAGUCAAAGAUGGUGUGUUUGGAGCAAUGAUGAAGGUCAACUUGGUCAAUGAUGGACCAGUCACAAUGCAGAUUGACUCGCAAUCCCCCAAGAACUCAAACGAUGUGAUAGAAGAACAAUCAUAAUUUUCGUCGGUUGGCUUGACGGAAGAUUUAGCAAUGGACCGGAAUUUGAAUCUGGAUUUGUGGGAUGUAAUAUUCAACUUUCUUGAUUGAUCAUGUGAAUUUAAGGUAGCAUGUAUGGAUGCAUCAAGUUCAAGUUAUGUUUUUGGA
Molecule: messenger RNA, 418 nt
Organism: Prunus avium (sweet cherry)
Lineage: Eukaryota; Viridiplantae; Streptophyta; Magnoliopsida; Rosales; Rosaceae
Source: RefSeq, a predicted model, not a curated record